CGUGCACUUAGUUUGGUAUCUUAGAGAGCACCAAAAUUAUUGCUUUUUUUUUUAUUCUUGGACUUAAUUAACUUAAAAAUAUCAUACUUUUCUUUCCUAUUAUAUUCUUAAUCGAGGCUUUCUGUUCAUAAUUGAAACCGGCUGAUUUGGCGUUGUGGAGUAGUGGGAUUUAACUCCUUGCGUCCACUCCAGGCCAGAGAAAAUUAUUUACCGUUUGGUUUAAUUCCCUCAAUUCCCCCUAAAAUUGUAUUUGACAAUAUGGGGAGAUCUGGAGGCCUCAGUCGUGAAUUAGAACGUAAAAUAUACGAUCGUUUGUGUUCUCUUCGUGACACAAAUCGCCAAACAGAGACUGAAGAGUGGCCCGUAUCAACAAGGCGCGCAAUACAAUUCGUACAAGAUAGAGACCUAACUUUAAGAAGGUUAAAACGACCUAUCUUGGAGAAAACUGUUGAGAAAGUCUUGGACGUAAUGAAGACAGAAGACGAUGAAUCCUCUGCAGCGGAUCAAGACGCUGUUCUAGUUGAAAGUGAUCCUGAAGAUUUAAAUUCAUCAAGAUUGAUGGAAGUAAAGGACACGAAUGUUGUGAACAAAAGUAUCACUAGUCUUUGGAAUACAGCAAAUCCUACGACAGAAGAGGAGAAAAAAUCGAGUAGCCAAGAAAACACAAAGCGAAAAGAUCGCCGCUCGAAGACUUCAACCGGUGCUAAGCGUUUGAAAAGUACCGAAGCUUCAAGGGAACCACCUACUGGUAUUUCUUUAAAAGAUGUUGGUGGUCUUGAUGAAUGUAUCACCGAGCUACUUGAAAUAGUUGCAAUGCCAAUUAAACAUCCUGAAGUUUACCAGCAUACUGGUAUUCAACCCCCAAGAGGUGUUUUACUACAUGGUCCACCUGGUUGUGGUAAAACCAUGCUCGCCAACGCUCUUGCUGCUGAACUUGGAGUUCCCUUUCUUUCACUUUCUGCUCCAUCCAUUGUUUCUGGAAUGUCAGGUGAAUCUGAGAAAAAAGUGAGAGAUGUAUUUGAGGAAGCGAAAACUUUGGCUCCUUGUUUAAUGUUUAUUGAUGAAAUUGACGCUGUCACUCCGAAGAGAGAAAGUGCCCAAAGAGAAAUGGAACGUAGAAUCGUUGCACAAUUUCUCACUUGUAUGGAUGAUUUGUCUUUUGAAAAUACAGAAGGAAAGCCUGUAUUGGUUAUAGGUGCUACCAAUCGUCCAGACUCUCUCGAUAGUGCAUUAAGACGGGCCGGCCGAUUUGACAGAGAGAUUUGUUUAACUGUCCCAAAUGAAGAGUCAAGAGAAAGAAUUUUACGAACAAUGGCGAAGGGCUUGAGAUUAAGUGGAGAUUUUGAUUUUCGCCAAUUGGCUAAACAAACUCCUGGUUACGUGGGCGCUGAUCUUAAGGCAUUAACAUCUGCAGCUGGUGUUACUGCAAUAAAACGUAUCUUUAAUGAAUUGACUUCUUCGAAAAAGGAUAAUGCAGACGCCGAUGUUAUGCUUACCGAUCAAGAGGAAGUAAGUUCAAUAGAUAUGGAUAAAAUUGAUGAUGAUGAUGAUAUGCAUAUGUCUGUGAUUCAAAGGUAUCUGAAUACACAUCCUGAUCCUUUGACUGCGGAAGAACUGGAACCUUUGGCCAUAGGACCCCAGGAUUUUGUGGAGGCGCUUACAAAGGUACAACCGUCAUCAAAACGUGAAGGAUUUGCUACUGUUCCCGAUAUCACAUGGGCUGAGGUGGGUGCUUUGAAGUCAAUACGUGUGGAAUUACAGAUGGCUAUUGUUCAACCUAUAAAGAGACCGGAAUUGUACAGAAGUGUCGGUAUAACAGCUCCAAGCGGUGUAUUAUUAUGGGGUCCACCAGGGUGUGGUAAGACUCUCUUAGCUAAGGCUGUUGCAAAUGAAAGUAAAGCAAAUUUUAUUUCCAUUCGAGGACCCGAGCUUCUGAAUAAGUACGUUGGUGAAUCUGAAAGAGCGGUUCGUCAAGUGUUUGCCAGGGCUCGUGCUUCUUCUCCUUGUGUAAUUUUCUUUGACGAGUUGGACGCUAUGGUUCCUAAGCGUGAUGACUCCUUAUCUGAAGCAUCGUCUAGAGUAGUGAACACAUUGUUAACUGAGCUUGAUGGAUUAAAUGACCGUGCUUCUGUUUAUGUUAUUGCGGCUACAAAUAGACCUGAUAUUAUUGAUGCAGCCAUGUUGCGACCAGGCCGUUUGGAUAAAACGCUGUUGGUUGAUCUUCCUGAUGCCCAUGAAAGGGUAGAGAUACUGAAAACCAUAACGAAAACUACACCUUUAGAUACGGACAUUAACCUGGAAUUAAUUGGCCGUGAUGAAAGGUGCAGUAACUUUUCAGGUGCUGAUUUGGCGGCAUUGGUCCGGGAAGCGGCGGUAACGGCUUUGCGAUCAGCAGUUUUUCCAGACAUAGCAUCAAAUGAGCCAGAAAUCACUCAGCAUUCAUCGAAUGCACCAAUCCGUGUAACAAUGGCUGAUUUUGAGCUUGCUUUCAAAAAUAUAAGACCCAGUGUUUCUGAUCGUGAUCGUCAAAAAUACCAACGACUUGCGAAGAGGUGGUCAUCGGCUUCCCAGGGCGUUGAAUAAAUAUUGUAAAGUAUUGGAGAAUUUUUGGAUUUUAGAGGAAAGUGACAUACUUUAGGUAUUAACUUAGUUUUAGGUAUUUUGGUUUAUAAUUGAGGAUACUAGUAAACCUAUUUACGAUUAAAUAACUAUAAUUUUAUUUUCGUAACUAGGGAUAUACUAAAC
Messenger RNA from Schizosaccharomyces cryophilus OY26, 2745 nucleotides. Its product is annotated as AAA family ATPase Rix7. Gene Ontology annotation, biological process: ribosome biogenesis. The transcript has 8 exons. Gene Ontology annotation, cellular component: nucleus. Gene Ontology annotation, molecular function: ATP hydrolysis activity; ATP binding; preribosome binding. Lineage: Eukaryota; Fungi; Ascomycota; Schizosaccharomycetes; Schizosaccharomycetales; Schizosaccharomycetaceae. The record is from RefSeq and is a predicted model, not a curated record. The coding region runs from base 259 to 2583 and encodes 774 amino acids.